Messenger RNA from Saccostrea echinata, 2243 nucleotides. RefSeq names its product actin, cytoplasmic. The record is from RefSeq and is a predicted model, not a curated record. The transcript is spliced from 2 exons. The coding region runs from base 65 to 1195 and encodes 376 amino acids. Lineage: Eukaryota; Metazoa; Mollusca; Bivalvia; Ostreida; Ostreidae.
CUCAGUGUUAAAAAGUCACACCUUAUAACACGCCAGUAGUGUAAGCUCUUUUAGCAUCUGAAAAAUGGGUGACGAAGAUGUUGCAGCUUUAGUUAUUGAUAAUGGAUCUGGAAUGUGCAAGGCUGGAUUCGCUGGGGACGAUGCGCCCAGAGCUGUGUUUCCCUCCAUUGUGGGACGCCCCAGACAUCAGGGUGUAAUGGUUGGCAUGGGGCAGAAGGACAGCUAUGUUGGAGAUGAGGCCCAGAGCAAGAGAGGUAUUCUUACCCUCAAAUACCCCAUUGAACACGGUAUUGUUACCAACUGGGAUGACAUGGAGAAGAUCUGGCAUCACACCUUCUACAAUGAACUCCGUGUGGCCCCAGAAGAACACCCUGUUCUCCUAACCGAGGCCCCACUCAACCCUAAGGCAAACAGAGAAAAGAUGACACAGAUAAUGUUCGAAACCUUCAACACUCCAGCAAUGUACGUAGCUAUCCAAGCAGUACUCUCCUUGUAUGCCUCUGGUCGUACAACUGGAAUUGUACUGGACUCUGGAGAUGGUGUCACUCACACAGUACCCAUUUAUGAAGGUUACGCCCUCCCACAUGCCAUCUUGAGAUUGGACCUUGCUGGACGUGAUCUUACUGAUUACCUUAUGAAAAUUCUCACAGAACGUGGUUACUCUUUUACAACCACAGCUGAGAGAGAAAUUGUUAGAGACAUUAAAGAGAAAUUGUGCUAUGUUGCGCUGGACUUUGAACAGGAAAUGCAAACAGCUGCAUCAUCGUCGUCAUUGGAAAAGAGUUACGAACUUCCCGACGGCCAGGUCAUCACUAUUGGCAACGAGCGAUUCAGAUGCCCAGAAGCUAUGUUUCAACCCUCUUUCCUUGGAAUGGAGUCUGCUGGUAUUCAUGAAACAACAUACAACGGCAUCAUGAAAUGUGAUGUCGAUAUCCGUAAGGACUUAUACGCAAAUACAGUAUUGUCUGGCGGUUCAACCAUGUACCCAGGUAUUGCUGACCGUAUGCAAAAAGAAAUCACAUCUUUAGCUCCCCCGACAAUGAAGAUAAAGAUCAUUGCUCCACCUGAAAGGAAGUACUCCGUCUGGAUCGGCGGUUCUAUCCUUGCCUCCCUCUCCACUUUCCAACAGAUGUGGAUCAGCAAGCAAGAAUAUGACGAAUCCGGUCCUUCUAUUGUGCAUAGAAAGUGCUUCUAAGUCAUAGUGAACGUAAAGAUAAUCUAGCUUUUUUUUUCAGAAUUGCUUUUUAUAUUUUCCUAUGCAAGAACAUGUAAUUUCAUUUAUAUACACAUAUAUUUCUUAUACUGUGUUCUUUCUAUGUACUUGUGCAGCUUGUUACUCAUAAAGUUACUCAUAUAUAUAAAAAAAAACCAUUAAAUCAAAAUAUACUAUGAUUGUUUUUAUUCCGUUACUAUAGAAGAGAUAUGUCAAAAAAGCACAUUUAUUUUAAGUUCUGUAACAAUUAAAAACAUGAUUUAAGAAUACCACGGUCAUACGUAGCCUGAAGAUACUCAGAGGUCAUACACAUAUGCCAAUCCAACAUAUUAAGAAAAGUAAAGCAAAGUAAAGCCAUUUGAGCCUUUUUUUUUCUUACGAAAAAUAAACAAAUAUUCACAUCAGCAUCCUUUUUACUUAAAAUUAUACAUUUUUUGAAAUGCAUCUCGCCGUCCUCGGCAACAAAAUAUCCCUGAUAUAUGUUCCUUUCUUAUCAGGAAAUUUAAUGCAGUUCAAACAAAGUUUGAUUAUCGUAUUAUUAUAGUUUAUCAAACCAUUAUUAUAAAUUAGGGAUUACUAUUGUAAUAACAGUUUUGCUGGUACUCGGACAGAGCAAAGGUAAUCGAUUGUAACAUCUGAAAUAAUAUUAAAAAAAAAUAUUGAGUAUGUUUUUAAUUCAACACAGUUUCAUUUUAAGAUUUUUUACCCAAAUUAAUCUUCAAAAAACCUGAAUGUGGAUAAGUUGGUUGGUGUUUUAAUAUACAUGUUGUUACAGUGUAUUUAGUUGUUAAAUAAAUUUAGAGAUGACUAAGUCUCACGGAUUGAGAUGUAAAAGGUUCAAUAGGCCAAAUUGCAAGAAAUUGCAAUAUUUUUAAAAUAUGAUGUUUAUUACCGAGAAUUUUUUUUUUUCUAUAAGAAAAUUGAAUAUUUUAUACGGCAUUUGAAAAAUUAAAAUCAAAGCUUUAUUAAUCAAAGUUACUUAUUAUAAUCUUGAAGCAUUUUGAAAAAUAAUAAAAUUAUUUGCAAAUUU